GAGCCAGGCCUCGGACCUUUUCUUUUCUUUUCUUUUCUUUUUCCUAAAUAAUUGCACGUAUCCUAAUUUGGUCAAUUAGGGUUCAUAUUUGGGUUUCAGCUAAUUUCGGAUUCGAAUGAUUUUCCAAUCAGCUUCAAAAUCAUAGGCUUCUCAUCUUUGGGCUCUCAAUUCCCUAAGGCGCGCCCUCCGAAGGGAGCUCGCCUUUCCGAAUCAUGGCCCCAUUCGCCAAAUCCAGAUCCUCUCUCAUCGUCGUCAUGAUCACCUUAGUCUUCACCAUCGCCUCCUUCCCCACCAUCCGAUCCGAGCACCACUCCUCGGCCAUCCGAUUACCAUCCGAAGAUGACGGAAAUAACUGCGCCGGAGGAUCCGUGCCUGCCUCCUGCCCCAUCAAGUGCUUCCGGCCCGACCCAGUUUGUGGCGUCGACGGCGUCACCUACUGGUGCGGCUGCCCCGAAGCUCUGUGCGCCGGCGUCAAGGUCGCCAAGUUCGGAUUCUGCGAGGUUGGCAAUGGCGGGCCGGGCCCUCUCUCCGGCCAGGCCCUCCUUCUGGUCCAUAUCGUAUGGCUGAUUGUGCUCGGCUUUUCCGUCUUGUUCGGGCUUUUCUGAAGGGUUUUGGGCUCUUCAGGGACUUCAUAUCACGGAUUGAUUGCUCAGGUUUUUCUUUUUAGUCAUUUUUUUGUGAGAGUUCGUGGGUGAGAGGAGCGGUAUUCGGUGCAUAUUUUUUUGUCUGUAUGAUAGAGGCACAUAUACGGCUAUUGUUUGUCUUCUCCCCAAUAUUCUUUUUGUUAUAUAUAAGCUCCAUUCUUUUCUUUCGUGAUGGAUGUGGGUUUGAUUUUCCUUCUGUGUUUCUUAUUAUUAAAUUCGUAGGAGUUAUUGAGAUUAUCAGAACGUUCUUAUUAUGGAUUAACGGUGAAGGAUUGAAGUUAAUUGACCCAGUCUAAGAUUGCUUUUUUGUUGGCAAAAUAAGGAAAAUUAUUAGUUUCCGGGAAUGGAGUAUUCUUAGUUCUAUCCUAUCUAUUAGAGGAAACUACAGAGCAUAUUUUAUGGGGCUGUCCUUCAGCUGCAGAUGUAUGGAACGUUUGUUCAAAGGCAAUACAGAAAUGUAGGUAGAUGUUUCUUUGAUGUUUUCUCACAA
Molecule: messenger RNA, 1134 nt
Organism: Juglans regia (Persian walnut)
Lineage: Eukaryota; Viridiplantae; Streptophyta; Magnoliopsida; Fagales; Juglandaceae
Exons: 1
Coding region: 213-605 (130 amino acids)
Source: RefSeq, a predicted model, not a curated record